Molecule: messenger RNA, 678 nt
Organism: Aureobasidium subglaciale EXF-2481
Lineage: Eukaryota; Fungi; Ascomycota; Dothideomycetes; Dothideales; Saccotheciaceae
Exons: 1
Coding region: 1-678 (225 amino acids)
Biological process (GO): vacuolar proton-transporting V-type ATPase complex assembly
Cellular component (GO): Vma12-Vma22 assembly complex; extrinsic component of endoplasmic reticulum membrane
Source: RefSeq, a predicted model, not a curated record
AUGGCAGAAGAAGGCACGAGAGAAAGCAGCGCGGAGGAGCUCCGUGAUCAGCUGGACAAGCUUUGGGAAAAACACCUCACUCUCCUCGACACGUAUCAUCAGGCACAACAACAAAUCGCCCGCCAUUUCUCAUCAGGCUUCUUCAAUCUCGCUCAGGCUACUUUCAAGUCGACGACACGUGUCCGCUAUGGUCAGGAGUACUAUGACGAUCGUAUGCAAGCAACAUGUCGCUUUGAUGUUUCGUCCGACGACCAAGGUGCCCCUUGCCUUAGCCUGAAAGGCAACAACGCUUCACCCCUGGCGACCAAGCAUGCAGACACAAGCCCAAUGCAUGACAAGCACGAAACAGACCAAGGUCCUGUACCCGAACAGCAGCCAACUCCACCAUCCACGCCCCUGAGGUCAUCUGGAGAAACCUCGUCCGAUGAACAAACUCACCAAGACAAGACUGCAGAAGAGAAACAAAAGACGCAGCAGAAAAAGCCCAGAGAUCCUCUUCACUGGUACGGCAUCCUAGCGCCUCCCUCAUUGCGUUCUUCUCAAAAGGCCUUUGUCUCUGCUCUGGAAAGUCCCGUCAUUGACGCCGCCAAUUCGGCCCAAGCACUUCGUCACGUAGCUUUGGAGAUCCGCAAACUGCGCAAAGACAUCAAGAAAGCUGAAAAGCGGGUCGUCGUAUAA